GUGUUGCAGUCUAAGUCUUUCUGCUUUAACCACACCCACAGAGGCGCAUUUCUCAACACUGCGCUCCUCUACCUGUCGAGGGGAGCCAAAUCUGUGCGUUAAAGGACGCAAACGGCCUUAAAGCAACAAGAAAUUCACUGGAUAUAUACACACGCUAACGUCUCUCGUAACUAAUUAUGGACUAAUCCCCUUUUGGUGUGAAGAUAGACGACUGCCAAUAAGAGAAGAAUUCCACAACGGAAAGAUCUGACUGCCAGCCAGAGACAUGGACUGGAAGACCUUCCAAGCCCUCCUCAGUGGGGUGAACAAAUACUCCACAGCGUUCGGGCGGGUAUGGCUGUCCGUGGUGUUUGUGUUCAGGGUGAUGGUGUACGUGGUGGCAGCGGAGCGAGUUUGGGGUGACGAGCAGAAGGACUUUGACUGCAACACAAAGCAGCCCGGCUGCGCCAAUGUCUGCUACGACCACUUCUUCCCCAUCUCCCACAUCCGCCUGUGGGCCCUGCAGCUCAUCUUCGUCACUUGCCCGUCCUUCAUGGUGGUCAUGCACGUGGCGUAUCGUGAUGACCGCGAACGCAAGCACAGGGCCAAGUACGGCGACACCAGCAAGCUGUACAACAACACGGGCAAGAAACAUGGCGGCCUUUGGUGGACCUACUUGGUCAGCCUCUUUGUAAAGACCGCCAUCGAGGUCUCCUUCCUCUACAUCCUCCACCGAGUCUACGACAGCUUCUACCUGCCGAGGUUGGUCAAGUGUGAGGUGUCUCCUUGCCCCAACCAGGUGGACUGCUACAUCGGUCACCCCACUGAGAAGAAGGUGUUCACAUACUUCAUGGUUGGAGCCUCGGCCCUCUGCAUCGUCCUCAACAUCUGCGAGAUCAUCUAUCUCAUCUCCAAGCGUAUCGUGCGGAUUGCAAACAAGAUGAAAAGGCGCAACCGCAACAUGACCACGUAUCCCCAAGACUACAACGACGACUCCUAUAACAACUGCAACCGGCCUGUCUCGAGGCAGGACCUGAAGGACAAGCCUCCAUUCUUAAAGACCACAGAAAAGCCUCCCUACAGGCUGUCUACACUCAAACUUAACGACAAGAUACGGGCCUCUGCUCCCAACCUGUCUACGACAUCAUGAUCCUUGCUGAAAUCGAGCCAAGAAUCAAGAGCUCGGCAGUGCUCGGGCUAGAUCCCAGUGACAAAUCUCAAAAAAACAGACUCAGAACUAUGAGCCAAGCUGCAGUGUGUGUCAGAGCCUGGAUGUUGAGUCAUCGGUACUGGAUUCAUCCUGUGGGCCCCUGUGUCCACAUCUAAGACUCUUACUGAGCACGUGAACUUUGGUUUCCAAGUCAACACCCACAAUUCAAGCCGACUAAAGCCAAACUGAUUUGUUAAUGAUAUUUGGUUUUCCUUUUUAACAGUAAGACUCUGUGGGCCUUUUCAGUUUUCCCCCCUAUUAGAACAUUCCAGUGAAGGUUCACUCAGUCUUUCUUGCGAUCGGAGUUUUGAGACGGGAGGGGAAGCAGGCAGGACACACCUGGCUGAGGUAUUCACCCUCCCUGCCAGUGUCUACAGUGGUGUGUCAGAGAUCUCCAUUGUCACUGAGUGGUUGAUGAGCACUGCAGUGAUCUCUUUUAUUUAAUUUAAACUCAAAUCAUUGCUUUGUCUCCACAAUUUGAUGCCUUGAUAAUCCCAAGUCAUUGAAGAAUAGUAAAUAAUUGUGCACUAGUGCGAGAAUACUCCAGAGUUAUGGCUGGGCAAUACUUGAAGGUGUGCAAAUCAGCCCAAAAUGAACUUAUUAUGGCGUGUAUGUCUCAGAUAAUAAUAAUUACAUUAACAAAAUGCGUAUGCGGUUGCUAUAUUGCUUUAGCCACAUCCUUGGCAGGCAUGUUGCUGGUCUCAGGUUUAUGCUGCACAGCCACACACUGUACAUAGACUGCCUGUGUUUUGACGUGCUUGUACACAACUUUGCCUGAUCCACGACCACUGUUGAUUUAAAUGAGGCCAAAGGAAUGCUGCUGUUUAAUUCUGUGUUCGUAGAGCUGGAGCACAGUGGAGGAACUGGGAGGCAGGCUGGACAAACAGAUGGCUCAUUGAACUAUUUCCUAUUUUAAUGAGUCGCUUGUCAUCCGCCGUGGACAUCAGGUGGAAAUGCAUUUUCUGCACUUGUUAAUAUUUCAUAUGUGCCAUUUUUAUACAUGUAAAUAUAAUAAAUCUAUUGAAUAUGUGUUUGUGUUUGGGGUUUU
This is a messenger RNA of Stegastes partitus (bicolor damselfish), 2237 nucleotides long. It is a transcript of the gene gjb3, whose product is annotated as gap junction protein beta 3. Gene Ontology annotation, cellular component: connexin complex. The transcript is spliced from 4 exons. The record is from RefSeq and is a predicted model, not a curated record. NCBI's taxonomy places the organism in Eukaryota, Metazoa, Chordata, Actinopteri, Pomacentridae. Gene Ontology annotation, molecular function: gap junction channel activity. The coding region runs from base 266 to 1129 and encodes 287 amino acids. Gene Ontology annotation, biological process: cell-cell signaling.